Molecule: messenger RNA, 1162 nt
Organism: Macrosteles quadrilineatus (aster leafhopper)
Lineage: Eukaryota; Metazoa; Arthropoda; Insecta; Hemiptera; Cicadellidae
Exons: 4
Coding region: 130-528 (132 amino acids)
Source: RefSeq, a predicted model, not a curated record
AGUUCAGGGAAGAAGAACGAUACUGUCAGACAGGGUGCAAUCGAUGGCUCGUGCUACUGUGGUAGGACGGGGUUAGUUCCAUCAGAGAAGGGGUGCAACUCACAGGAUCUUGCUGCUCGGCGCAGGCAGAUGGGAGCCCAAGGAGACGAGACAGAGCCUGUGGUGUUCAGGAUAGCAGAGCAAACCAACAGAUUGCUUGAAGCUCGCAGGAAAAAGGAGAACGCGCGGAAGAUGGCUCGGCUCAUGAAGAACUUCAACUACGACUUGCUCCGUGGAGGGGAGGAUGUGGAGAGCGAGGUCCAGAAGACGAGAGCCGAGGACGUGGAAGUGGACGAGGCGGAGGCCGAGAGGCUGCGGAAGUUGAGGGAGGUGGAAGAGGAGAUAGCCGCAGGGGCUGUCGUGAGGGAAUCCGCCCAACCCAACAAGUACGAGAGUCCUUUGGUCACCCAGCUGAGGGGUGUGGAGACAGUGGACGAGAUGUAUAACCUGGCAGAUAAGAUAAUUCCUCUUGUCUCCAUCAGGGGUUGAAGCUAAACUGAUGUUACCUACACAUCGCUUCCUUGCUUUCGUAACAUUAAGGGACAUCUUAUCAUGGCAGGAAUAAAAUAACAUUGCUAAAUAUAUUUUUAGCAGAUGCUUACUUUACACGUUUCUAAACGGUAAAACACACAUUCCGAAAUGUUUACUUCUUAACAAACCUUUAAAUCUGACUUUGCUUACUUCUAAAGCUUUCAAGUUUAGCGUUCCUUUGUCUACACAAGUUAUUUGGUUAUGAAUUAAGAGUUAACUGAUAUAGUAUGUAUUUGAUGAAACCUGUAUUUUAAUUUAUCUUCAUUUAUAUGUUUUAGAUCCCUAAUAUAUCCAUACAGAUAUUAAAUAGCAAUGUUAUUUUUUUUAGAUAAUUUCUUCUGUUUAUUAUAGAUAUUUUCUUAAAGCUUUCCAUCAAAUCCUGACUUUGACCAAUCUGUGUAGAAUUCUGGAUGUUUAGAUUUUAAAAUAGACCCGUUGAACUUAUGAAUGUAUGCCUUGAAUCCAUAGGAAUAAGUUGCAUUAAUUAAAAGGUUAAUCGCAAUGUGAUGUCAUGUAUACGAUAUGCUAUCCUUACUUUUUGUGACAGAAAUAAAAGUAUUAUCUUUGCAAACUCAAUAAACAAUAUUCAUUG